AUGGGCUUCGUUGAUGGAGAGACUCCAUGUCCACCGGCAAUGAUUGAUGGUCCUCCGGUCACGGGUGAGUCUACGGCGUCCACAUCCACUCCGGUCCCUAAUCCAGCGUAUAAAGCGUGGAUCAAGCAAGACCAGACGCUAUUGUCUCUUCGCAUCUCAUCCCUCUCGGAUGAGGUGAUGCACCUCGCGGUUGGCAAAUCCGCCUCCAAAGCUGUCUGGGAAUCCAUUGGCGCGGCACUUGGCAGUUCCACCCGUGUGAGAACUCUCGGCCUCCUCGGCCAGUUCCAUGGUCUUCGACAGGGAGGCAGCAGCACGGCAGAGUACCUUGGGCGUGCUCAAUUAUUGGUGGAGGACCUCGCGCAUGCCAGUCGGCCAAUCUCCCUCGACGAGCAAAACAUGUUCGUCUUCCGGGGGUUACGCCCGGAGUAUUGGGCGAUGGCCUCUUCUCUGACGGCAGCGGGGAAUGCUGUCACCAUUCCGCAGAUUGCGAACUUCCUGCGCGCACAGGAGUUUAUACACGCCGAUGAGUUCCCGGCGGGUGCUGAUCCUGCGGCUCCGGCGGCGUUCUACGCUGGUCGUGGUGGCAAUGGAGGGCGCGGCGGUUCUGGUGGCCAGAAUCAAGGUCGCGGCAGAGGCGGCUCAGGUGGUCGUGGUCGCAAUGGCAGGGGCGGCACUCCUCGUUGUCAAAUAUGCCGGGCACAAGGGCACACGGUCGUUUAUUGCUACAAACGGUACGCCCCGCAACAACCACCGCAAGCGAAUCUAGUUGUUCCCAGUGAUGAAGACGCGACUGCCACCUCCGCUCCAGGAUGGUUCCCGGACACGGGCGCCACCACUCAUGCCACGCCGGACAUGAUGACGCAAUCUGAUGAAUACACUGGUGGUGAUGUCCUGCGUGUUGGUAAUGGCGCAGGUUUGACGAUCUCACGAGUUGGCCAUGCUUCUAUACCAUCCGUGUCUAAAACUCUAAAUUUAACAAAUGUCUUAUAUGUUCCUGAGCUUUCGGUCCCAUUAUUAUCUGUUUAUCGUUUAACGAAUGAUAAUCGUGUUUUUGUUGAAUUUCACAAAGAUUGUUUCAUUGUGAAGGAUUCGGUCACUCAGGCGGUUCUGCUUAGAGGUUCCACAGCGGGCAGAUGCAUGGAUUUAACAAGUGGGAAAGUCUAUAUCUGCCGUCAUGUACGUUUUGAUGAGGUUGUUUUCCCUUUUUCAGAAUUGACAGCAUAG
Molecule: messenger RNA, 1224 nt
Organism: Ipomoea nil (Japanese morning glory)
Lineage: Eukaryota; Viridiplantae; Streptophyta; Magnoliopsida; Solanales; Convolvulaceae
Exons: 2
Coding region: 1-1224 (407 amino acids)
Source: RefSeq, a predicted model, not a curated record